Molecule: messenger RNA, 795 nt
Organism: Parascedosporium putredinis
Lineage: Eukaryota; Fungi; Ascomycota; Sordariomycetes; Microascales; Microascaceae
Source: the annotation of a GenBank genome assembly
AUGGACACUCGAAGAUGGAGCCCUACAAAAUCUAGUUGGCUUGAGGCUGCCCUCAACAAGCCAGAAACACCAAAACCGAAGCCUGUCGCGCCCAUUUCCAAUCAGCCUGCCUGGAUGGUAGAGCUCAACAAGGCAAAGGCUCAGAAAGCGAAUAAUCCCGACGCCGCAAUUGGCAAGCUGAAUACGCCAUCGCUCAAGCACGAGGUCAAAAUCGAUGGCCUUAUGCGACCAUUGCCGACCACUACAGCCGCAACACCAGCAAACACCACCCCGGUUCUGGGCUCACCGUUCUCUGCAAAUCUAAGAAGCGCCAACACCCCAUCGGCCGCCUCAAAGUCUACCCCGAGUUCCGACACCCCUAGCGCGAGUGACUCCGUCAGACGAGGCUCUACUCUUUCCUUAGAGAAAGCCGACAAGCCUAGCACUCCUACGCCCGUCGACUUCCGCUCUCAACUUAAGUCGCGCCAGACUCCAACAUCGGCCUUGGAUUCGGCCAAGAGCGGUAACGCUGACGAAUUGAAAAACGUGUUUGGAAACUUGCGGAGGACGAAGACUCAAAAUUACGUCGCGCCCGACGAGCUCAAAGAUAACAUCCUUCGAGGCAAGGCCGGCCUCAAUCUCACUGGCGGUCCGAAGAAGACGGAACGCAAGGACGAGUUCAAAGAGGCCAUUCUUAAGAAGAAAGAGGACUUUAAGAAGGCUCAGCAGGAAGGCACCGGCGUUACCCCCGCGAUCCGAAUCAGCAAGCGACCGAAACACCGAUUCCCGAAGGACUGGCGAAGCGAAACCAAUUAG